This is a messenger RNA of Capsella rubella, 2979 nucleotides long. RefSeq lists its product as uncharacterized. The transcript has a single exon. Bases 378 to 2750 code for a protein of 790 amino acids. NCBI's taxonomy places the organism in Eukaryota, Viridiplantae, Streptophyta, Magnoliopsida, Brassicales, Brassicaceae. The record is from RefSeq and is a predicted model, not a curated record.
UGACCUUCCUCUCUCUCUUCCAUAUUUCUCUCCUCUUCUUCUCCGCUUCUGUCUUUUUCUUCCCAAAAAUAACAUCUCUCUCAACAGUGAACAAGAUAGAAAGACUUCACUUAUACAAGAGAAGAAGGAACUAUAAACCAAAGCCUUACUUACAAUUUUUAUUUUUAUUCUUUUUGAUCGCCGGGAAAAUGGUAGUAACGUCCAACAUCGCCGUCUCCCGGCGACUUUUCCCGGCUAUAGAAUGUCACACGUUUUUUACGAGGCUACAAAAUCCAACUCCCGCUUAAAACCCUCUUCUUACUAAAGCCUCGAAAUUUCCGAUUCUUUUUUUCUCUUUCUCAUCUUCCUUACAUCGAAAAUUUAGAAAUUUUUCUCUGAUGGCGACGGCUAACAACAACGCUCAUCAGCAACAACAGACUCCACCACCGCCUCCUCCUGCUCCUCCGGCGACGGCGAUCGAUGGACUCACGACAGACGAGCUAACAGCAAAAGCUUUAAACAAGAGAUACGAAGGUUUAAUGACGGUGAGAACUAAAGCAGUGAAAGGUAAAGGCGCGUGGUAUUGGACUCAUCUUGAACCAAUCCUCGUACGCAACACCGACACUGGUCUCCCUAAAGCCGUGAAGCUCCGUUGUUCUCUAUGCGACGCCGUUUUCUCCGCCUCUAAUCCUUCCCGCACCGCUUCUGAGCAUCUCAAACGCGGCACUUGUCCCAAUUUCAACUCUGUCACUCCCAUUUCCACCAUCACUCCCUCUCCUCCUACCUCUUCCUCCUCUUCUCCUCACACUCCUCACCGCAAACGCAACUCCUCCGGCGCUGUCACCACCGCCGUUCCUUCCCGGCUCAACCCUCCUCCCAUCGGCGGCUCUUACCACGUCACGCCUAUUACCGUCGUCGAUCCUUCCAGGUUCUGCGGAGGGGAGCUGCAUUACUCUACCCCAACGCCGCAGCAUAUGAUGCUCUCCGGCGGAAAAGACGAUUUGGGUCCUUUGGCUAUGCUUGAAGACAGUGUGAAGAAGCUCAAGAGUCCUAAACCGUCGCAGACUCAGUCUCUUACCAGAUCGCAGAUAGAGUCAGCUUUAGAUUCUCUCUCUGAUUGGGUCUUCGAAUCUUGCGGCUCUGUUUCUCUCUCCGGUCUGGAGCAUCCAAAGUUUCGAGCUUUUCUGACACAAGUCGGAUUACCAAUCAUCUCCAAGAGAGACUUCGCCACCACGAGACUAGACUUGAAGUACGACGAGGCAAGAGCAGAGGCUGAAUCCAGAAUCAGAGACGCCAUGUUCUUCCAAAUCGCAUCGGACGGCUGGAAAACAGGGGAGUCCGGCGAGAAUCUAGUUAAUUUGAUUGUGAAUUUGCCCAACGGGACGAGCCUGUACAGAAAGGCAGUUCUGGUGAACGGAGCUGUGCCGUCGAACUACGCGGAGGAGCUUUUGUUGGACACGGUGAAGGGCAUUUGCGGAAGUUCACCUCAGAGAUGUGUUGGGAUAGUCUCUGAUAAGUUCAAGACCAAAGCACUUAGGAAUCUUGAGAGUCAGCAUCAAUGGAUGGUGAAUCUGUCUUGUCAGUUUCAAGGGCUCAGCAGUUUGAUCAAAGAUUUCGUAAAAGAGCUGCCUUUAUUCAAAUCCGUCUCACAAAACUGUGUGAGGCUCGCCAAGUUCAUCAACAACACUGCGCAGAUACGAAACGCACAUUGUAAGUAUCAGUUGCAAGAACACGGCGAAUCUAUAAUGCUUAGAUUGCCUUUACAUUGCUAUUACGACGAUGAACAUAGAAGCUGUACUAGUAGUAGUAGUAACAAGGUUUGUUUCUUCGAGCCGUUGUUUAAUCUACUUGAAGAUGUGUUGAGUUCGGCUAGAGCAAUUCAGUUGGUAAUGCAUGAUGAUGCUUGUAAAGUUGUUUUAAUGGAGGAUCAUAUGGCUAGGGAGGUCAGAGAUAUGGUUGGAGACGAAGGGUUUUGGAACGAGGUAGAGGCGGUUCACGCUUUGAUCAAGCUUGUCAAAGAGAUGGCUAGGAGAAUAGAGGAAGAGAAGCUUCUUGUAGGGCAAUGCCUCCCGUUAUGGGAUGAGUUAAGAGCUAAGAUUAAAGAUUGGGAUUCUAAGUUUAAUGUAGGGGAAGGAUAUGUGGAGAAACUCGUUGAGAGAAGAUUCAAGAAGAGUUAUCAUCCAGCUUGGGCUGCGGCUUUCAUACUCGACCCUCUUUACUUGAUAAGAGAUAGCAGCGGGAAGUAUCUUCCUCCAUUCAAAUGUUUGUCCCCCGAGCAAGAGAAAGAUGUAGAUAAGUUGAUCACAAGGCUUGUGACAAGAGACGAGGCACACAUUGCAUUGAUGGAACUAAUGAAAUGGAGAACCGAAGGGCUAGAUCCUAUGUAUGCACGGGCGGUCCAGAUGAAAGAGCGCGAUCCGGUUUCUGGUAAGAUGAGGAUAGCGAAUCCUCAAAGCAGUAGACUUGUUUGGGAGACGUAUCUUAGCGAGUUCAGGUCACUAGGGAAAGUUGCAGUAAGACUCAUUUUCCUUCAUGCCACUACCGGCGGGUUCAAAUGUAAUUCCUCUCUUUUGAAAUGGGUAAACUCGAACGGGCGGUCACAUGCAGCCAUAGAUCGAGCUCAGAAGCUGAUCUUCAUAUCGGCUAACUCGAAAUUUGAAAGGAGAGACUUCUCAAAUGAAGAGGAUAGGGAUGCAGAGCUGCUUGCAAUGGCUAACGGUGAGGAUCAUCAUCUGCUAAACGAUGUUCUUGUCGAUACAUCCUCGGUGUGACAUUUUGAAUCUCUUUUUUGAUCAAUUUGAUUUCAGCUUAGUAUUUUUUUUUCAAUAGAAUCUGGCAUUUCGUAGGAUUGUUUAAAUUCUUUACUUUCAUUUACUAGUAGUAUCUCAUACUAUAUCCAUUAAUAUUCAAUUUGUACUUGGUUUCUUUAGAAGGUCGAUAUGUGAUUUGAGUAUUUGUAUUUCUUGAGUAGCCUAUCUAUACCAUAAUUUUUCGACAAAA